Messenger RNA from Nematocida parisii ERTm1, 4168 nucleotides. RefSeq names its product transcription regulator. NCBI's taxonomy places the organism in Eukaryota, Fungi, Microsporidia. Bases 1 to 4137 code for a protein of 1378 amino acids. The transcript has a single exon. Gene Ontology annotation, molecular function: TBP-class protein binding; ATP binding; ATP-dependent chromatin remodeler activity. The record is from RefSeq and is a predicted model, not a curated record.
AUGACGAGCAUAACCAAACUAUUUAAAACGCUUAGAGAUGCACCAAACAAAGGAGUGAAAAGACACAUAACCAAUGAAAUAGUUGCAAUGUAUUGCAGCACUCCUGCACUAACCUGCGCCCUUUUAGAAGAGCUCUUGUUUCUUUCAGAAAGCAGUGUAUGGGAAGACAGGAUUUCCGGCGCGCGUAUACUGGAAGAAGUGUUCAAAGCAGGAACCAUUUCAGAUGCUUUUUCUAGCAAAGAGUAUGCAUUGGACAUUGAUAUAGAUACUGUUCUGAAAUCGCCAAAGUUUUUGGCUACACACUACACGGGAAACGAAACAGUCAGGCCAGGAAAGGACUUUAUUGACUUAGAGGACCAUAACGUAGUUCUUAGUCUAAGUGAUAUAAGCAUACCAGGCGCCAAGGCUGGCGAAGGCGGCCUUCUUAGAAGAAGAAAGCAGAUUCAUAAGCUGCAGAAAAUAGAAGAGAAAAAGGAAAUUGAGAAAAACGAGGACUUUUAUCAGCAUGUGCUAACGAAUCUGGAAUCUUAUGUAUGGGAAAAAAGGCAUGGGUCGGCACUGCUGUUGCUGGGUAUGUUUCGAGGGAUUCAGGAUAGGGAUUCAUCCAUUGUGCCAACAGCUUUUCUGCACUCAAAGGUUUAUUUGGAGCCAAUGCUGAGGGUUUUGAUUCUUGACCGAUUCAAUGACUAUGAGAUGGAUAUAGCAGUGUCUCCGGUGCGGGAGACUGUGUCCAAGGCGCUUAAAGAGCUGCUUCCAUUUAUAACACAAAAGACAGUGAUGGAUCUUCUUUAUUUGCUCUCUACACUAGGAACGUAUGAGGACUGGCAAAUAAAAUACAGCGGGCUGCUGGGUCUGCAGUACGUGCAGAGUAUUAUAGUGCCGGAAGAGCAUAAGGAAAUAGUUAAGGGGAUUUGUAAUAUAUGCUUAAAUCUGCUGAAUGACCUGGAUGAAGAUGUUAAAAGAAUUGCAGCAAGUAUUCUUACAGGAAUAAUGGACAGAUACUAUUCUGUAUACGCAGACUGCACAGAGCAGGAAGUGCAGGACAGAAUAAAUGAGGUUCUUGAUGUAGAAGACAUGAUUGAGAAAUGCUGGGAGUCAUUGGAGGAAGAGGAAGACUUAGCAAUCUCAAAGGCAAAAAUACUCAGCCUUCUUGAGAAGACGUCACACCAACUAAAAUAUGACCUGCAGGAAAUAACUGCGGAAAGAUGGAGCUCGGUGCUGGGGUUAAUUCGAAAUCCAAUUGACACUGUGCGGCAGGCUGUUUUAUCUAUACUACGGAUUAUGCCCGUGCUUAACCCAGAUAGAUUUAUUGCUUCUCUUCUGUUUAGCAUACUUGCAGAGCAGGAGCAGGACAUCCUAAACAGCACAGCAGAGCUAUUUAAAGAAAAAAUCGUGGUGCUUAAGAUAACAAGCCUAAAACCAAUUAUUCACUCUUUCCUGUCUGUAGUAUGCACUUCUCAUGUUAUUGGGACAGGCGCGGUUUCAAGCCUUAAAAUGGAAAUAGUUAUGGGAGAGAGUGACAUAUGCGCAACUGAUGAUGGAUGCAAGUCAUUAGGUGAAGAUUCUGUGAUGGCAGGGCGAGCAGAGCUAUUGAGAGUGCUUAUAGAGAGCGGCGAGCCGGUUUUAGCGCAUAUAAUUACAUUUUUCACAGAGCAAAACAACUCUCUUCCCUACUUCUCUUUCUUUAAGGCUAUUGCGGCAGUUCUGCUUAAGGCACAGUCUACAAAGGAUGAAGAGCAGGUUUUGAUCAAGAGUAAACUGGUGGACAGUCUUUUAGAGGACUCAACAGGAAGAGAAAAAAGUGAUCUAUGCAGAGUAGCACACAGCUUAGUACGCCACGUAUUUAACACGGCUUCUUCAGAUGAUGCAGAUAUUAUGGCAUACAUCUAUAAUAUACCCACAGCCAAUUCGCUUCUCAGGAUUCUUGGAGCGGCAAUUAAAACAGCACUUCCAAAGUUUACAGACUUCUUUAACAUAGUAGUAGAAUGCGUGUGCGCACAGGAAGAGAGCAAGCUUAUGAACAUGGUGUUAAAAGAAGUAAAUGAUAGCAAGAAGAUAAAAGUAUCUGAAGACUUUGAAGAAAAAGAGCCAGAAUGGGAGAUACUGACUCUGUUUAGAGAAGUAAACAAUGCAUUCCUAGAAACAGAAGUCUUCUUAGAGUUGAAAAAGAAUCUUGGAAGAUGUGGGAUUUUCCUGCAGAAUACAUUGGAAUGCUUUGACUCGAUUGAGCAGGUGCAGUUUAUUUUUGACUAUGCAGUAGAGAACAAUAUGGACAGAAUAGUUAAGUACUUAAUAUCAAAAAGCCCGAAAAACAACGAAGACUUCUUAUUGGCCAUAAUUAAAAAACUUGAGAAGAUUGUUCAAGAGGAAAGCGCUGACCAUACAGAGUUUCUUCUAUUCAUUUCCAACACAAUAUCUAGCUCCGAACUGUCGCUUCUUGUUUCCAUUGUUUUUCCACUUGUGCAGGCGAUGAACACUCCCUUCCAAGUUGAGGGGCUUAGAGAGCUUGCCUCUAAAUCAUUUGCCAUUGCCUCCCCAUCGAUGUGGAUUCGCACACCAAUAACAUGCGGCAGCCCAGAGCUAGAGCGCGAGAUAAGCAGUGCCAGAGAAAGAGUGGACUCUUUAAUGAAGUCAGAGGAUAUCUCCAAGCUAAGUAUAAAUGUGAAGCUACGUGAGUAUCAGAGAAAGGGAGUAGAGUGGAUCUGCUUCCUGCGAAAGAGUGGGCUUUCUGGAAUGCUCUGUGAUGAUAUGGGUCUAGGUAAAACCAUUCAGGUACUAUCUUUCCUAGCUAUGCAUGAAAAAACGUGUGCAGAAAAGGGAGUUCUGGUGCUUUGCCCCUCUGCUCUGACUGGGCAUUGGCACAUGGAAAUUUCAUCAAACUUCCCCACUCUCAGUAGCUGUUCAAUAGAUGAGUUUUAUGGAAAGGGCAUUUGUGUUGCCUCCUUUGAUAAGUUCCGGCUUAAUUAUACAAGGUUUGUAUCACACAGCUGGUUCUAUCUUGUGCUGGAUGAAGGGCACAUAAUUCGAAAUGCAAAUACUCUUCUUCACCAGCGGGUGAAAAUGAUCAGAGCAGAAAGCAAACUUCUUCUAAGUGGUACGCCAAUACAAAACACAGUAGGUGAGCUAUGGGCGCUUUUUGAUAUUCUGAUGCCAGGAUUCCUUGGAAAGGAAAAAGACUUUUCGAAGGAGUACAUUAAGCCAAUUGAAAAGGCCCGGGAGGGAAAAGGCACCCCGCAUGAGGCAGAAAUCGCAAAGGUCAAACUGGAGGACUUACAUCGGGCAGUUCUUCCCUUUAUUCUUCGGAGAAUGAAAGAGACGGUCCUGUCCGACCUUCCACCGAAAGUCAUAUCUGACAUCUAUGUUGAUCUUGAGGAGAUGCAGCAGAAGGUAUACAAUGAGAUUUCUGCGAAUGGAGAGGCUGGUGGAGAGUAUGGAAAAACUACUCCUACAUCUGGAAACUUCUCUCUGCUUUCUCGCCUGAUUAAAACAUGCUCACAUCUGUCGCUUCUUACAGGAGCAGAAGUACCAAGCAUUCUCACAGGAAAAGAAAAGAACUCGGCUUCCUCUGGAAAAGUUCUUGCACUGCUGGACCUUCUCAAAGUUAUGGUGAAUAAUAACAAAGUGCUUAUUUUCUGCCAGUAUAAGGCAACAAUUGACAGGCUUAUAAAGGAAGUAGGAAUUGCCUUACCAGAAGCCAAGUGGCUCCGAUUGGAUGGAACCGUCAAGGGAGAUGACCGAUCUGCGCUUGCCAAAAAGUUCAACUCUGAUCCAGAAAUGUCUAUUAUGUAUCUCACCACGCACGCCGGGGGUCUAGGGCUUAACUUAACAGGCGCCGACUCUGUUAUAUUCUUUGAGCACGACUGGAACCCAAUGAUGGACCUUCAGGCAAUGGAUCGUGCACACAGAAUAGGCCAGAAAAAGUCCGUGAAUGUCUUCCGUCUUAUCUCAAAGAAUACAAUUGAAGAGAGUAUUAUGUCUCUACAGCGAUUUAAGAACUAUAUCGCUAAUACAGUUGUUAACCAGCAGAAUGUUGAGGUUGAAAGCAUGGACACGUCGAAUGCACUGGAAAGACUUACCCGAGAAAAACUUCCAAAGGAAAAAGCAUCACGUGAAGAAGAGUAUCACGACUUUAUAUAGGCUCUAUUUACCAUACAAAUAAUAAAAUCCU